Molecule: messenger RNA, 1863 nt
Organism: Naegleria gruberi
Lineage: Eukaryota; Heterolobosea; Eutetramitea; Acrasida; Naegleriidae
Exons: 1
Coding region: 1-1863 (620 amino acids)
Source: RefSeq, a predicted model, not a curated record
AUGCACAACAAACAAGAAAAACGAACAAAAUUUCUGAAUAGUUAUCUUGAUGUUUACUACUCGGUAGAAUUUCAACCGUGUGCCAUUCUAGAGGAAAUCGAGGAUAGGAGAAUUACUAGCGAUAGAGAAUUGAUGAUGCGAGCAGUGAAAGCAGACGGACUUGCUCUUCAAUACUACACUGGAACAUUUCAGUGCAAUAGUUGUGAGAGUGUUGUGGAUGAUGAAUUGGUGGCAGAAGCUGUAAAAUCCAAUGGAAUGUCGAUUCGGUUUAUGUUGGCAGAUGACCCACAACGUUUAAUUUCAAAAGAAAUUUUGAGAAAGGCCAUAGAGGAGGAUGGUUUGAUAGCUUCGUUUGGUAAUGUUUGGUCUUCUCUUUCAGAUGAAGAAAAAAUCUUGGCUGCUUCCACUAAUGGAAAUAUAUUGGUUUCUGACCAACUUUAUGGAAUACUUGCUCCAAAACAAGUUGCCACAGUUGGUCUGAUUGACUCUCCUUAUGAUUUCUGUAGAGAAUUUCAGACAGAAGAUAAGGAAGUUAUUGAGUAUGUGAUUAAAUGCUAUGGAGCUGCCCUUGAAGAAAUUGAUGAUGAGUUACUUUGUGAACCUUUAUCAUUGGAUGUUUUGAAAGAGGGAUUUUCACAAUAUCCAGAAGCUCUACCACAUUUAUUUUGGAACCUGAGAAGGAGUAUGGAUGAAAUAUUUGAGAUUGUAAGGGAAGGAUUGAAGAGCUAUAACGAUGUGCUUGAUGAGGACAUUGGACAAGGAUUUUUCACAAAAGAACAAUUCACUGAAUUGUUGAAAUAUUCUGGUUAUAUUAUUUAUGAUUACUUUUAUACGACUGAUAGGGAAAUGGCACUAGUUGCUGUCACAAAUUGUGGAGAAGUUUUAGGUGUACUACCUGAAUUUGCUAACGACAAGGAAAUAGUUUUGGCUGCUGUUCAACAAGAUGCCUACUCGAUAUUAUAUGGAACAGAGGCAUUGAUUUAUAAUAGAGACUUUAUUUUGGAGUGUGUGAAAAUAAGUGGUGAGGUUUUGGAUUAUAUAGAUAUGGAUUUCGAUGAGGAUUAUGAAAUUAUUCUUGAAGCUGUACAGAAUUAUGGAGAUGCAAUAGGAAUUACAUCCCAAGAGUUGAGAAGGAAUAAGGAGAUUAUCACUGCUGCCCUUUCAAAUAAUGGAUUAUCAUUAGGUUAUCUGGAUGAAGAUUUACAAGAUGACAAAUCAAUAGUAUUACUUGCUGUUUCUAAUAAUGGUCUUGCUCUCGAAUACGCCUCGGAUAGGCUACAGAAUGAUAAGGAAGUUGUAAUGGUUGCUGUUUCAAAUAUGCCAAUCUCUUUGCAGUAUGCUAGUGAAGCUCUUCGCUCUGACAUGGAGGUUAUUCUUCGUGUUGUGAGUUUGGAUUAUCAUGCUCUGGAACUUGCUUCAGAACAAGCAAGAAACAAUAGAGAUAUCGUUAUGGAAUGUGUAAAGAUAUGUGGUCUUUGCCUUUUGAAUGCCUCAGAUGAACUGAAAAAUGAUAGAGAAAUUGUUUUGCAAGCUGUGUCGCAAAAUGGAUUAGCUCUCAAAUAUGCCACUACACUCGAUGAAGAAAUAGCAAUUACAGCUUUACAAAACAAUUCCACAGUUUUUAACAAGCUGCCCAAUCAUUUAAAAAGAAUAAGGAAAAUUGCUAAAUUAGCUAAGGAUGAAUCUGACACGUAUUGGGAGGCUUGGAUUGAUUACUGGGGAAAGAGAAGUGAAGUAUUCGAUAUAGAGAGACCUAAGAGAAAAAGACUAAUUUAUGGAGAUUGUGAGGAAGAAGACAAUGAAGAAGAGAAUGAUAUUCAAGACAUAGAAGAAAGAGAAAGGAAAAAGUUAAAAGAUGAAUAA